AACUCAUUAGUUUUUGGAAAACUUCUGAUCAAAAAAUGAACAGCGAGAAACUCAUCAACUUGACUAAUAUACAGUUUAAAAAAUUCAUCGAAGUUUCACUCUCUCCCAGACUUUGUAUUUCAAAUACAUAAGACUACAUGUUUCUAGUUACUUUCAUUCUUGAGAUAUUCAAAAAGAUAUUGAGGUUCACUGUAUGUUGACGCCGACAAUAGAUAGAUGAAUGAUCAAAUCUUUGUCUAUGAAACAUGAAAAUAUUUUUGAUCAAUCAACAUCUUCACUAUAAGUCGUGUAUUUUUUUUUGCGUAAAAUUUUCAGAACAAUCUAACAAAGGUAGAAAUUACUCAUGAGCAAUAUUUCAGAUCGCAGCUGUAUGAUUCAAUUUUUGAUUAGGUAGCUUGCUUGAGGUCGAAUAGUGGGUAAAAUGGUUAUCACGUCUAAAGAAUAAGGGUUUGAGAGUAAAUCCUUGUGAACUUGUAUUAGUCAAUCGAACCCUGGGGUCGAUAGAAUUCGACAUUUGGAUACAAUUUUUGAUUAGCGUUAAAUCUUUUUUAAUUGUAUGACUAUAAAACAAGUAGAAACAAAAUAUUGGACUUGAAUAUCAAUAAAUCGAAAAUGACUACCUCCUAAAUGAGAAGUGACCGAAAUUUCGUAGAUAAGACUUUUGUAAGUUAUUACAAAAUAACAUUAAUAUAGAAUACAUGUGAAGGUUGAAGCUAAUAUUAUUAGAAUAUCCAUAUACAUAGACAUUUGAAAAAUUGCAGAAUCUAGAGAUAAUUAUAGUAUAUAAUUUCUAUUGGAAAAUUUUAAAAUGACACUUUAAUAAUUUCAUUUUUGUUUUAGUCUCAAAUAAAAUGUCGAUUUUCGGAUUCUUGUAUUAUUAAUAUUCAUACACGUCGUCAAUGUGUAUCAUGUCGAUUAAAAAAAUGUUUUGAUAUUAAAAUGCGUAAAGAAUGGAUUCGUACUGAAGAUGAAAAAAACUUAAGACGUUUACAAAAAUUAGCAAAAGAAAAAUUAAAAACAAUUGAUCUAUCAAAUGAUCAAAAAUCUCUUAUUACAUCUUCGAUUGUUCGACGAAGAAAAAAAAGUUUAAUAACAAAAUCAACAAAUCAAGAACUUGUUAUUAGUCCAAUUUAUAGAAUGUAUCAUUCUGGUUUUAAUUCUAUUCUAUAUGAUGAAGAUCGAACAUUAAUAAAUAAUAUUAAUAAUGUUUAUCAAUUAGCAAUAAAUAAAAAUGAUUAUUCUUAUAUUAAUAAAUAUACAUCAUUAACAUCUUUUUUACAAUUUAUAAAUGAUGAAAGUAUUAUGCAUGAAUCAUUAGUAAAUUUUUUUAAAUUUAUACCUGAAUUUAAACAAAUAGAUAUUAAUGAUAAAAUAUUAUUGAUUAAAUCGAAUUUUAUUAAUAUUAUACAUUUACAUCGUAUGAUAAUAUAUAAUUUUCAAGAAUGUUCAAAUCUUAAUCAAUGUAUUUCUAAAUGGAUUGGUAAAGAUUUUCAUUAUCAAAUGAUUCGAACUCGUCAAUAUUCUAAUCGUUUUAUGAAUUAUCCAAUAUUAUUAAAACUUGCAUUAGCUGUUUUUAUCUUUAAUGUUAAUUUAUCUGCAUCAUGGGAUAGGAAUCAAUUUUAUGAAUAUCAAAAUCAAAAAAUAUUAUUUGAAUAUCAAAAUUAUUAUAUAAAUAUUUUAUGGCAUUAUUUAAAUUAUUUAUUUGAUGAAAAAGAAGCAAUUAAAGCAAUGGAAAUAAUAGUUAUGCAAAUUUUACGUUUUCAAUCAUUAAUGGUUAUAAUAGAGAAUUUUGUAAGACAAUGUCCAGGUUAUGAACAAUUUCAUUCAUUAAUGCAAUCUAUACUUGGACUUACUUAA
Messenger RNA from Rotaria sp. Silwood1, 1857 nucleotides. NCBI's taxonomy places the organism in Eukaryota, Metazoa, Rotifera, Eurotatoria, Philodinida, Philodinidae. The record is from the annotation of a GenBank genome assembly.